AUGCUGUUGGCACUCGGUGCUGCCGUGGCGUUUGUCGCGGUGUGGCAAUACCUUGGAUUGUUACUAUCAACAUUUAUAUUUCUCGUCGGUGUUGUGGUGUACCAUCUGGUUUUCCACACGAGAUGGUGUUACAUAGCCAUAAAAACAGCUCCCAGAGAUUUAAGGGCUCUCUGGUGUUAUGUGAAAGUGUUACUCUUGGCAUGGAGGUGUUCUAGAAACAAUUUAACCGUUCCUGACAUUUUCCAUGAGGUUGUGCAAAGAAAUCCUAAUAAAACUUGCUUCUAUUUUCAAGAUGAAGUUUGGUCAUUUAAAGAGGUGGAAGAGUACAGUCUACGAGUGACGGCUGUCUUGAAGAACCAGGGCAUCAAAAAGGGACAAAUUGUCGGUCUCUUGACGAACAACUGCCCUCAAAUGCCGGCAUUAUGGUUGGGGGCAGCUCGUCUCGGUGCCAUUUGCCCACUAAUAAACACCAAUCAACGCGGCAACGCCUUGAUCCAUUCGGUCACAGUGGCUAAGUGCGACGCCCUUAUAUUUUCCGACGAAUACUUGUCAGCUUUUCAAGAGGUAUCUGGACAGCUAGAUCCCAAAAUCAAGGCCUUUAAAUUCACUCAACGUCCUCUGAACUCUCCAAAACCCGAGAAGGCGAGUGGAGAUGGAAUUCCUGACUUCGCCGACCUUGUGGCAUCCACUUCACCAGCGCCAUGGACUAAGGCUGAUGGUUAUGGCUUCCAGGGAAAACUCUUGUACAUCUACACGUCUGGAACUACAGGUCUGCCGAAAGCAGCUGUUAUUACUAACUCUAGGUUCAUAUUUAUGGUAUCGGGCAUGCAGCACAUGCGACUUAACUCUUCGGAUGUCGUGUACUGUCCUUUACCAUUGUACCACACUGCUGGGGGCAUCGUGAGUGUGGGUCAAGCUCUAAUCUUCGGUUGCACCGUCAUACUCAAACCGAAGUUUUCGGCGUCGCAAUACUUCCCUGACUGUGCGAAGUAUAAAGCAACGGCAGCCCACUACAUAGGCGAGAUGUGUCGUUACAUCCUGGCCACGCCGCCCUCGCCGGCCGACAAACAGCACAACGUGCGCGUCGUUUUCGGCAACGGACUGAGGCCGCAGAUUUGGACCGAAUUUGUAACUCGUUUCAACAUUAAGUACGUGACCGAGUUCUAUGGGGCGACUGAAGGAAACGCUAAUAUUGCAAACACUGAUGGUACUCCAGGGGCGAUAGGAUUUGUGUCGAGAAUAUUUCCAUCAGUUUAUCCGAUCGCUAUUAUAAAAGUGGACCAGGAGACGGGAGAACCAAUUCGUGAUGCCCAAGGGUUGUGCCAGGUCGCAGGACCAGAUGAGCCGGGUGUAUUCAUCGGCAAGAUAUCACCAAAUAACCCAUCUCGGGAGUACCACGGAUACGUCGACAAGGCCGCUUCUGAUAAGAAAGUUGUCAGGGAUGUGUUUUCGCAUGGAGAUUCAGCUUUUAUAUCUGGUGAUAUUCUGGUAGCAGACGAGUUCGGUUAUCUGUACUUCCGCGACCGAACGGGCGACACCUUCAGAUGGCGUGGGGAAAAUGUCAGCACCAGCGAAGUUGAGGCUGCCAUAUCUCGCGUCGCUGACCAUAGAGAUGCUGUUGUGUAUGGUGUUUUGGUUCCUAACACUGAGGGUCGAGCUGGUAUGUGCGGUAUCGUGGAUCACAACGGGUCCUUAGACUUGGAAAAACUAGCCAAAGACCUGGCUAGAGACCUGCCGCCGUACGCGAGACCCGUCUUCGUCAGAGUUAUGAACAGUAUGGACAUGACAGGAACAUUUAAAAUGAAGAAAACCGACUUACAAAAGGAAGGAUUCGAUCCAAAUCUAACAAAAGGCGACAAACUAUAUUUCUUAGAUCUAAAACAGAACAAAUAUAUACCCUUAGGACUUGAGGAGCCGGUUUGUGUACCAAGCGGUCCCUUCGGGGAUCAGCUGUUCGCGCAUGUGCACCUGGCGUCGGAGGGAUUCAUUGACGCGGCGAGCGGUUGGGCGCACGUCCUUGGCGCAUUUAGGAAGAGACAUUCGCAGCCGACGGACGCGCGCAUGGACGCUCUGCUGGCAGCGCUCGUCGCGCUAAUGGCAUUAGCCGCUGCGAUGGCCGCCGUGUUGAGCACGCUCUCCAAAGCGGCGAUUUUCGCGAUCCUCGCCAUCGCACCAUGUGUGUACCGGUACAGGAAGAGAAUUUAUGUGAUCGUGAAAACAUUGCCGAGGGAUAUCAAAUUUCUAUGGCGAUACGCGAACGCUAUGAUUCGCACUGCAAAAUACGCCCGCAACAACACCUCUGUAGCGGAGCUGUUCACGCAGCGGGCGCUCAAGCAGCCCGAUGCGCCGUGCUUUUUCGUUGUUGGGGAUCGAACUUGGACCUUCAGAGAGAUGGCGGAGAACUCAAACAGGGUGUCACGAGUCAUGCAGGAGCAAUUGGGGCUGAAACGCGGUGACGUCGUUUGUGUGUUCAUGCCGAACUGUGCUGAGUUCGUCUACACGUGGCUCGGGAUGGCGAAGCUGGGCGUCGUCUCCGCUCUGAUUAACAGCAACCUGCGGCACAAGCCUCUGCUGCAUUGCAUCCAAGUUGCCAACGCUAAGGCUAUUGUCUAUUCGGAGUGUUUGGCUGGAGCUAUUAAAGAAAUUAAAGACGAACUCCCAGCUGAUAUAAAGCGAUUCCAACUGUAUGGCGAAAGCGCUCCUGGGGUGACAGACCUUCGCGCGGAGAUGGACAAGCAGUCGCCUGAUUACCCAGAAGUAGCUGACAAGCCCCAGUACAAUGACACCCUUCUCUACAUUUACACGUCUGGUACAACGGGAAUGCCUAAAGCAGCUGUGAUGAAGAACUCAAAGUAUCUGAUUGUUGUGGUGGCGACAGUCCACAUGCUGGGUCUGAAUUCCAAGGACCGCAUGUACAAUCCAUUGCCGCUGUAUCAUUUGGCUGGAGGGCUGGUGGGGACGGCCGCCGCUGUGGUGGAUGGCAUACCUUCUGUGCUGCGAACCAAGUUCUCAGCCUCCAACUAUUGGACCGAUUGCAUUAAAUACGAAUGCACGGUUGCACAAUACAUAGGCGAGAUGUGCCGGUACCUCCUCGCUCAACCUCCAAAGCCAACGGACACGCAGCAUCGGGUCAGGAUCAUGGUUGGAAACGGGAUGCGACCAGCCAUCUGGCAGCAGAUUGUAGAUAGGUUCAAAGUACCUCAGAUAAACGAGAUAUACGGAGCUACGGAAGGCAACGCAAAUAUUAUUAACGUGGACAACACAGUUGGCGCAGUGGGAUUCCUGCCCAAAUUGGUGCCGACCAGCCUACACCCGAUAGCCCUGGUGAAGAUUGACGAAGCCGGAAAUGUGAUCCGCGGCGCAGACGGCUACUGCAUACGCUGUCAGCCGAAUGAGCCAGGCAUGUUCAUCGGAUUGAUUUCUCAGCGGAACGCGGCCAGGGCGUAUCACGGUUACGUUGAUAAGAGCGCCAGUAAGACAAAAGUCGAAAAAGACGUGUUUACAAAGGGAGACGCGGCGUUUGUCAGCGGAGACAUUCUGGUGGCUGAUGAACUGGGCUAUCUGUUCUUCAGGGACCGAACUGGUGACACGUACAAGUGGAAAGGCGAGAAUGUCGCCACGGCUGAAGUGGAGGACGCGCUCGGAAGCGUUCUUGAUCGGCGAGACUGCGUCGUUUAUGGAGUUUCCAUCCCUCAAACAGAGGGUCGCGCGGGAAUGGCAGCCAUUGCGGACCCCGCUCUAUCCCUGGACUUAGCCCAGUUGGCAGCCCACGUGGACCAUUCACUGCCGUCUUAUGCUAGACCACUCUUCCUUCGCAUCACUAAAGACAUAGAGAUCACCAGCACUUUUAAAUUAAAGAAAAUUCAGUAUCAAAAGGAAGGAUUUGACCCGGACGUGAUUAAGGACCCGCUGUAUUUCCGGUCCGGAGCCGAGUUCGUGCCAGUCACGACUCAGCUAUUCACAGACAUUUGUAACGGAAAAGUUAAACUCUAA
Molecule: messenger RNA, 3993 nt
Organism: Leptosia nina
Lineage: Eukaryota; Metazoa; Arthropoda; Insecta; Lepidoptera; Pieridae
Source: the annotation of a GenBank genome assembly